GAAGCUGAUCAGCAGAGCCGUGUGAUGGUGCGCAGCUCCGUGGAACCGGGGACCCGCAGACUGUCUCUCUAACCGGGGCUCGCUUGUGUGACAGCCCCGCGGAAGGAGAAGGACCGGACCGGUGUCUCCUUCGCUCACUCGCACCGGGUGAAUGUGUCUUGUAAUGCGCCGGAGAGGAGCUUCCUGCCCGGGGACACGUCCCUGCUUCUGGACGGUUUUGUUGGAGUAGCUGGUUGCUAGCACGGAGCUAGCUGCGGAGCUACUUACUUCUUUUAAAGGAUGCUACGCUGGAUCCGGCAGCAGCUGGGCUUUGACCCCCCUCAUCAGAGCGAGACCAGAACGGUUUAUGUGGCAAACCGCUUCCCCCAACAUGGCCACUACAUCCCACAGCGCUUUGCCGACAACAGGAUCAUCUCAUCCAAGUACACCAUUUGGAAUUUUGUCCCCAAGAAUCUGUUUGAGCAGUUCAGGAGAAUUGCCAACUUCUAUUUCAUCAUCAUCUUCCUCGUACAGUUAAUGAUAGAUACUCCAACUUCCCCAGUUACCAGUGGGCUGCCUCUUUUCUUUGUGAUCACAGUAACUGCUAUAAAACAGGGCUAUGAGGACUGGCUGAGACACAAGGCGGACAAUGAGGUGAAUGGGGCUCCAGUGUUUGUGGUUCGCAGUGGAAGUCUGGUCCAAACAAGAUCUAAAAACAUCCGGGUCGGGGACAUUGUUCGUGUUGCUAAAGAUGAAACGUUUCCUGUUGACCUGGUGUUGCUGUCGUCGGAUCGGGCAGACGGCACCUGUCACAUCACCACAGCCAGCCUGGAUGGAGAGACUAACCUUAAGACCCACUUCUCUGUGGCGGAGACAUCCGUGUGUCAGUCAGUGUCCCGGCUGGAGGCUCUGCAGGCUGUGGUGGAGUGUCAACAGCCAGAAGCCGACCUGUACAGGUUUGUUGGUCGGAUUACGGUGACAGAGCACGGGGAGGAGAUUGUCAGACCUCUAGGUCCGGAGAAUUUACUGCUGCGAGGGGCCAGGUUGAAAAAUACCAAAGAGAUUUUUGCUGUGGCAGUUUACACAGGGAUGGAGUCCAAGAUGGCCCUCAACUAUAAGUGCAAGUCCCAGAAGCGCUCUGCAGUGGAGAAGUCCAUGAAUACCUUCCUACUCAUCUACCUGGGCAUCCUGCUGUUCGAGGCGGUCCUCAGCACCAUCCUGAAGUACGCCUGGCAGGCCGAGAACAAGUGGGACGAGCCCUUCUACAACGAAAAGACUGCACAGGAGAAAAACAGCAGUCCGAUCUUGAAGUUCAUCUCGGACUUCUUGGCAUUUUUGGUCCUCUACAACUUCAUCAUCCCCAUCUCACUGUACGUUACCGUGGAGAUGCAGAAGUUCCUGGGCUCCUUUUUCAUUGGCUGGGAUUUGGACCUUUACCACGAGGAAACUGACGAGAAAGCUCAGGUCAACACCUCCGACCUCAAUGAGGAGCUGGGGCAGGUGGAAUAUGUUUUUACCGAUAAGACGGGUACGCUAACAGAAAACGAGAUGCAUUUCCGUGAGUGUUCCAUUAAUGGAACAAAGUACCGGGAGGUUAAUGGCAGACUGGUUCCUGAGGGAAUGACUGACAAUUCACCGGAUGGUUCUAGGCCUCACCUGAUCGGUGAGGAAUUGUUAUUUCUCCAGGCGGUGGCAUUGUGUCACACGGUUCAUAUCAGCUACGACCAACCCGACGGCCUGAUUGGAGACCCGUUCUCCCACGCCAACGGUUUCUCUUCUAAUCACAUGGAGUACUACGCCUCUUCCCCAGACGAGAAAGCCUUAGUAGAGGCAGCGAAGAGAAUCGGAGUGGCAUUCACCGGCAGCAGCGCAGACACCCUGGAAAUCAAAACAUUUGGCAAGUUAGAGAAGUACAAACUGCUCCACGUGUUAGAGUUUGAUGCUGAUCGCAGGAGGAUGAGCGUCAUACUCCAGACUCCCUCAGAAGGACAAGUGCUGUUUACCAAGGGAGCAGAGUCCGCCAUCUUGCCUUUCAGCACCAGUGGUGACAUAGAGAAGACGAGACUGCACGUUGAUGAGUUUGCUCUGAAAGGUUUGCGGACCCUGGUGGUUGCAUGUCGUCACUUCAGCCCAGAGGAGUACAUGGAUUUGGACAGGCGACUGAAUAGCGCCCGCACGGCUCUGCAGCAGAGGGAGGAGAGACUUCAGGAAGCCUUCAGCUACAUCGAGAAAGACCUGCAGGUCCUGGGAGCAACAGGGGUGGAGGACAAACUCCAAGACAAAGUGCAGGAGACCAUUGAGGCUUUGCGGCUGGCAGGGAUCAAAGUAUGGGUGCUGACAGGGGACAAACAUGAAACAGCGGUCAGUGUCAGCCUGUCCUGUGGUCACUUCCACCGAACCAUGAACAUCCUGGAGCUCCUGCAGCAGCGCUCAGACAACGAGUGUGCCGAGCAGCUCCGCAUACUGGCCCGGAGGAUAAAGGAGGACCAUGUCAUACAGCAUGGGCUGGUCGUGGAUGGAGCCAGUCUCUCUUUAGCUUUGAGGGAGCACGAGAAGCUCUUCAUGGAAGUGUGUAAAAACUGUUCGGCUGUGUUGUGCUGCCGCAUGGCCCCACUACAGAAAGCAAAGGUGGUACGUCUUUUUAAAACAUCUCCGGAGAAACCCAUCACUCUAGCUAUUGGAGAUGGAGCUAAUGAUGUCAGUAUGAUACAGGAAGCCCACGUGGGCAUAGGUAUCAUGGGGAAAGAGGGUCGUCAGGCCGUGAGAAACAGUGACUAUGCAAUUGCCAGGUUUAGGUUCCUGUCUAAACUACUGCUGGUCCACGGCCACUUCUACUACAUUCGAAUAGCUACGCUUGUACAGUACUUUUUCUACAAGAAUGUGUGUUUUAUUACGCCCCAGUUUUUAUACCAGUUCUUCUGUUUGUUUUCACAACAAACUCUGUACGACAGUGUUUAUCUGACACUGUACAACAUCUGCUUCACCUCGCUGCCCAUACUGGUGUUCAGCCUGUUUGAACAGCUGGUCCAUCCACACGUCCUGCAGAACAAACCCGCCCUGUACAGGGACAUUAGCAAAAACGCUCUGCUGUCUUUUCGGACCUUCCUGUACUGGACUUUGUUGGGCUUCUGUCACGCCUUCAUCUUCUUCUUUGGAUCGUACAUACUGAUGGGAGAAGACACCACACUUAUGGGCAACGGACAGAUGUUUGGAAACUGGACUUUUGGAACGCUGGUCUUUACGGUUAUGGUCAUCACUGUCACAUUAAAGCUCGCUAUAGAGACUCAUUUCUGGACGUGGAUGAACCAUUUUGUGACCUGGGGUUCGAUUGCCUUCUACUUCAUCUUCUCUCUCUUCUACGGAGGAAUCAUCUGGCCGUUCCUCCACACCCAGGACAUGUACUUUGUAUUCGUGCAGCUGCUCUCUAGCGGUUCCGCCUGGUUCGCCAUCAUCAUCAUUGUCGUAACUUGCCUCUUCCCGGAUGUUGUGAAGAGGGUUUUUUACAGACAUCUGCAGCCCACCAGCACGCAGAAGAGUCAGUCUCUAUCAGCCCCAGCGCAGACCCUCAGCUGUGUGGAGUCCCUGUGCUGCUACCAACACGGGCAGAGCGGCUGCUCCCGCCUGGCCCGCUUCCUGGAGCACAUGACAGGCCAGUGCCCGGCCGGUGAGAACCACUGCCCGACCUCCAGCAGCAGCAACAGGUCUUGGGGCGACACGGAGAACUUCUACUCUAACGAUCGCAGCAUCCUGACGCUGUCGCCCAUCGAGGCGUCUCACUGCUGACGCCCAGAGGCCACUGACUGUAUUGCACACAGCCGGGGGGGAAGCACCGCUCCCCUGCCGCCAUUUUAACCAACACACUUCAACUCAAAAACUCAAUUCAGCAAGUUGCAAAGCGAACUUGACAAGAGAGCUGCUGCAUCGUUUGGAGCCAAAGGACGUUUCCUGAUAUGUGUUCAUCUGUGGACGAGAAUCAUCCGAACAGAUCUGAGUCUCUCCUGCCGACAGAGGAUCUGAGUCCUGGAGACUAAUCUGAGAUCUCAUUCAACAGAAAAACGGUUUAAAUAGAGAUCUGUGAGUCUUAUAUUGAACCAAUCAGCUCUCGUGAAGAUAUUUUUUCAUUUUCAACGCAGUUUCCAAACCGUGUUUUACUUGAAACUGGAAUUAAAAUGACCCAGUGAGACACGGGAUGGAGAUUCCUGAGAUUCGGACCUGGACUGAACCAUCUGACCCAGCUGGUUUGUGUGUGUG
Molecule: messenger RNA, 4230 nt
Organism: Limanda limanda (common dab)
Lineage: Eukaryota; Metazoa; Chordata; Actinopteri; Pleuronectiformes; Pleuronectidae
Gene: atp11b
Product: ATPase phospholipid transporting 11B
Exons: 30
Coding region: 280-3762 (1160 amino acids)
Biological process (GO): phospholipid translocation
Cellular component (GO): plasma membrane; endoplasmic reticulum; trans-Golgi network
Molecular function (GO): magnesium ion binding; ATP binding; ATP hydrolysis activity
Source: RefSeq, a predicted model, not a curated record